CUUUUAAUUAAUCUUCCAUUGUAGUUUAAAAUUAACUAAUGGAUGCCACCCAAGAUUUAGAUGCUCUAUAUGAUGAAGAGGUGGAAAAAAAAGAGGUAGGGAAACUUAAAACAGUCAAACACAGACAUUUUCAAGAAACAGAAUUUCCAAUUUAUGAAGGUAUUAAUAUAAUCGGUAGAGAUGAUAGGUCCGACAUUCCAAUAAAAGUUCAGGCCUUAUCUAAAAAACAUGCAUGCAUUGAAGUUACCAAGGAUUCUUUUCUACUUUGUGACCUUGGGAGUAGAAAUAAAACAAGGAAAGAAAAGAUGGUGCUAAAACCUCUUGAAAAAUAUGAAUUGCAGAGUGGAGAUCUGAUAACCUUUGCUGAUGUUACUUGUCAUUUUGAAGUCAAUCAAGAAAAUGAUUCUGAUCCGACUGGUUCAAUGACUGAAUCAGACACAGGCUCUGAAUCAAUGAUACCAGAGGAUGACGAAGUUGAUAUAGGCAAUGCAGAAGAAGAUUUUAGUUUGCGAUUGACAGUGGGUGAUGAUGUCAAGAAAGAUAAGGAAAACUUGAAUGUUUCCGAUCUCUUAAACGAUUCUGACAUACUACUGCCAACACAAAACUAUGUGGAUCAAAAUAGUAGUUUUCACGAGGAGAUGAAACUACUUGGAAAAAAGACAGAGACGGAGGAUGAUUUAUAUGCUGCAGAAACAGAAUCUGAAUCUGAAGGGGAAGGAAAUAAUGAUGUUGUCAAACAAACACCCAUGGGGAAAGAAACAGUCAGCAUCAUAGGGCAGACUCCAGGGUUUAGUUUGAGUCAGCAAAACAAAGGAAACACAGACAAAAUACCAGAAUCACCAGUUGUGUGUCACAUUGACACAGUAACUAAUUCUGAAACUGCCAACUCAGAGUCUUCAAAUCAACCGAAACUCAUUACAAGUAUUAAUAUUGACUCGAAUCCAGUAGUCAAUGAAACAAGUGACGAUCUGUCAUGCACAUUUCAGUCAUCAACUGAUGCACUUGCUGAUACAGUACCAAUUGAAAGGUCUCAAGAUUUCAAGAGUGGAAAAAAGUCCCAGGAAUCAAUUUGUGAUUCUGAUGCACUUGCUGAUACAUUACCAAUUGAAAGGUCUGAAGAUUUUAAGAAUGCAAAAAGGUCCCAGAAAUCUGCUGUUGAUUUAGAUGCAUGCGCUGAUACAGUUUCUAUUGAUGCGUCAAAUUUAGAGGCUGAAAUUCCUCCGCAGCAAAGAACAAUAGGAAGACUUUUGGAGCAGUUGGCUGAUACAGUAGUAAUAGAUAGAGACGUACCAAAUCAGGGUAAAAAAGUUGAUAACAGUGAUGAAGAGGAUGAAAUGCCAUCUACGUAUGUCUUCAAUGACAUUGAAUAUGAAGGUGAAGAUGAAAACAGUGACCGCGAAGAAGAUGGUGAGAAAAGAAUGGAGGAGGAAAAUUUAAAAGAAAAUAAAUUAACUUCUCCCGCUAAGGACAUUGGUAGUUUUGCUGAUAGCUCUCAGGAGAUUCCAUAUUCUGCACACCCUAAGAAACCCUAUGUAACUUCCACUCAGUUGUUGGAGAGUUUUCAAUCAUUUGGAACACCAGAAAGUUCCAUAAACAACACUUCAGCUAAAAUUUUACCUUCAUCAGUGGAGAGUAAUUACACAAGUCAAGCAAAGGAAAAUGAAAAAAUGGUGGUGUGUGACAGUGACGAAGAGUCCACCCAGCCGUAUGAAACUUCUAGUCCUACAAAAGAUGUAUCACCAAACAAAAUUUUCAAAGUUCCCUCAAUCCCAAUUGCCCAUGCGACAACGCUACCAGGUGGUUGUGAAUACUAUGAUGCUACUGAUGCUGGCACGCAUAUGUCAUCCAGUGACGAUGAUGCACCUAAGAAUAAUAAACACAAAGAUGAAGGGAAGAGAAAUGAUGAAGAAGAAACCCAAGCAUAUUCGAGUAAUGAUGUUGAAAAUAAUAUUGAUGAAAAACAUGUUGGUGCAUCGGAUGCUGAUGUGGCGGCCACUGUCCCGUACGAUAUAGACGGUGCUACUCAAGGGUAUUGUAAUGGGGAUGGUCGUGAUGUCUCAAAGGAAAAUAAUGACGUUAAUGACAUAGCAACGCAGGCUUACAAUAUUUUGGAUGUUGAUGAAAUUGCAACACAGGCUUACAAUGAUUUGGAGCCAGAGGUUAAUAUUUUACCUGAUGCUGCUACUCCAGCGUAUUGUGAUAAAAACGGUCUUGAUGUCUCAAAGAAUAAUAUGGAUGAAAAUAAUGAUGUUGAUGAAAUUGCAACACAGGCUUACAAUGUUUUGGAGCCAGAGGUUGAUGUUUUAGAUAGCAACGAUCUAGCAACUCAAGCUUACUGCUUAGAUGUUGAUGAAGAAGCAGAAACUGAGUCUCUUAAAACCCAAGACGGACCACCUAAAGUCGACAAAGCAAACAUCGAUUUCAAGGUCCCAGUACCCAGUCACACUAAAUAUCGCCCUGUGAGGAAUACUUGUAACAACAGAAAAACUGUAAAGUUCAGUAUUGAGGAAGAAACAAGUAAAAUAAUGGAAAAUGAAAGCUCCUCGCAUACUUCCACUAGAAGAAAGAGAACCCCAAAAUCAUCAGUUGGAGAAACAAACAUAAGCAAGAAGACACCUGGUGUUCAAAACCAGGAGAAUAAUGCCGACAAGCAACAAAGUAAAAAUUCUAAUCAACACAGACUAGCAGUUGUGGCUUCUAAGGAAACUAUUGAGCCAUCUUGCAGCGUGGCUGAGACAACUGAUAGAGAAGUAGCUAAUAGGGAAAAUGUAGGGGAGGAGAAACUACCUGCAUCUAAAAGGCCUAGUCGCGCGCGUAACAAGAAAAAAACAAAUUCCAAACAAAAAGACAAUGAGAUUAACUUGUUGACUACCCAAAUUUUGAGAGAAACAGUCGAAGACAGUGCCCUGAAAAACAAUGUAUUAGCAACUUCAUCAACGGAAACUAGUACUUCCCAAACCAAACGUGUAAUAAAAACACGAGCUGCGAAAGAAAAACAACAAAAUUUAUGCCAAGUGGGUAAGAAAGAGGCAAAUAACGAAGAGCUAAAAGAAGAAGUAAAGUUAAAUAAAAACAGAGGUAGUACAAGUAGAAAAACUUCUAGGCUGAAGCAACAACAGCAUACCGGAAAUGAUUCGAAUGUAGAUAAAACUGCAACUGUUGAAAACAAAAACAAUGAAAUUGAAGAAGAUAACUCUAAAUUACCGAAACACAGGCGAAAUGCUAAUAAGCGAACUGUUAAGCAGAAAAUAAAAGAUCCAGACCCGAAGCAACAAGUUUCUGAUACAAAACAAAACGAAACCGACAUCAGCGAUAAUUAUGCAAGCAGAGAUUGUAUGGAACAAUCGAGGGAAAAUAAGCUAACUGAAAAUAGGUGCACUAAGAGGAAUAUUUUGAACAUGUUAGAUGAAGAAAAGAAGAAAAACGAAAGUGAAACUGUAAUUAAUGAAGCAAAUGACGAACUUCCACUAAAAGGAAGGAGUAUAGGAAAACGUAACACGAGAACUACAAGUAACAACAAAAAUAAUAAUAAAAAUGAUAGUGUAAAAGACGAAGAAAAACAGAAUAAUGGAAACGUCGAGAUAGAAACAGAUGUUGUAAAUAUACAGGAAAAAAGAAGUAAAACUCAACACAGUAAGGUUGAUUGUGAAAAAACUAUCAAUGAUUCGAAUGUGGCACACAACACUGGAACGGAGGGUAAAGUACUUAAUAAAAAAAUGACUCAAAGUGAAAAGAAUAGAAACUCAAAUAUUGAUGUCAUGAAGAAAGAAGAACACACUACUAACAUUACUGCUGAAGAAACGUCCCUCAUAAAGAGUUCAAGCAGGAGAAAAAGGAUGGGACAGGCUACAAGUACGUCAGAAGGGAAAAGAGUUCGCACAAGUUCAAAAGAUGUGAAAAAAGAAGAACUUUUAAGUAGCGCAAAUAAAAGGCCAGUGGGUAGUAAGCAGAAUGCUAAAAGCAGUUCAACUUGUCGUUCUGUGGAUGAAAGUUUCAAUGAUAGUUAUUUUGAGAGCCCAAGAAGGCAAUCUUUGUGCACAAAACCUAAAAUUGUUUUUACUGGUAUAAGCGAUAAAACUGUUGAGAAGAUAGUGAAAGAUCUCGGUGGUGAAGUUGUCGACAAUGUGGAGGUUGCAACACACUUAGUAACUGAUAAAGUUCGACGCACUGUGAAGUUUCUCUGUGCUGUUGCUCGUGGUAUACCAGUCGUAAGUUCAGCAUGGUUGAAAUCUUCCAAAACAUCCAAUGUCUUCACAUCUUGUAAGGACCAUAUAUUGAACGAUCAAGCAGCCGAAAGGCAGUACAAAUUCCAGUUAAAAAGGUCACUAAAAAAGUCUUCAGUGUCAUCUCUACUAGAAAACGUACGCAUAUAUGUAACUAAAAAUGUGAAGCCUGAACCGAAGUGUAUGAAAGAGAUGAUUGAAUGCUCAGGUGGGAAGUUUCUUUCGAAAUCACCAAAAGGACCCAGUGAUGACGUCAUAGUUGUUUCAUGUGAUGACGAUGCAAAAGAACAUGAAAAACUGACCAAUCAAGGCUUCUGUGUGUGCACCAACGAAGUUUUAUUGACUGGUAUACUGAGACAAGAAAUUGAUCGUGAUUCAUUUUUAAUAAACAACGAAAGUAAAUUAAAUGAAAGUCAAGAUUCGACGUCAAAGAGAAAACGUCAAACGACAUCCACGACGACGACAAGUAAGCGCCGACGGUGACGAAAGUUGAACAAGUGGUUUUAUUGAAACGUUUUAAACGAGAUUAUAACCUAAACUUUUUUUGUGUGUUUUUAAGCAUCCUGUUUUUUUGUGUUUUUAAGCAUCCUGUUUUUUUGUCAGUAAGAAAGUACAAAGGCUUGAUAUUUUUGUCUGUUUUCUACAAGAACGUGUGAAUUGUUUUAGAUGUUGUAUAUAUAUACACGUUUUUUUAUAAGAAACUAUGCUAUAAGAACGUUGAGGUUAUUUGUUUUAACAAAUUAAGAACAUGUUAAAAAGGGUUCCUUAAAACAACAAAAAACAUGUGAAUCUAGAACUGAUAAAAAAUAAAUAUUACCGAACAGUUUUCCUUCCUUUUUACUAGUAUACUUAAAUCUUUUUAUAAUAAGAUAUUCAUUAUCAUGAGAAUUCUGAACAUGUAUUUGCUUUUUUUCGGAAGAACAGAUUUAAGAAAUUUUGAGACUAAAAAAAGCUAAAUAACAUCAGUACAUCCAGCCUCAACUAAAAUGUAGACGUUCUUAUAAAAAAACGUGUAUUUGUGAAAACUGUACAUAAUAACCGUAGCAAUGUGCUUCAAUGAAGAACUCUUCGCACUACUUUGCAGUACUAUUCUUUAAGAGCUGUACGUCGAAAACGAGUUGAAAUAUUUCUUCUUCAAACUUGGUCGUACAAAAAUUUUGCAAUUUAAAGAAAAACAGAGUGAAUUAUUUUUUGUAGAAAAACCUAGUGAAUUAUUAUUGCGACGGUACAAUGUCAAAAAAAACAAAAAAAACAGCUUUCAAUAUCUUUUUGCAGGCUGGUUUCAACUGACUGAAUCUAUCUGCAGUUUUACGGCGUGAAAAUAUAUUUCUUUGUAGAAUUCUUCUUAAUGUUGUAAAUAUAUUUUAAUUUCAUAAAUAUAACAAUUAACUUGUUCAAAAGUUACUUUUUAGA
Molecule: messenger RNA, 5636 nt
Organism: Hydractinia symbiolongicarpus
Lineage: Eukaryota; Metazoa; Cnidaria; Hydrozoa; Anthoathecata; Hydractiniidae
Product: mediator of DNA damage checkpoint protein 1-like
Exons: 19
Coding region: 39-4706 (1555 amino acids)
Molecular function (GO): protein binding
Source: RefSeq, a predicted model, not a curated record